This is a messenger RNA of Adineta ricciae, 145 nucleotides long. NCBI's taxonomy places the organism in Eukaryota, Metazoa, Rotifera, Eurotatoria, Adinetida, Adinetidae. The record is from the annotation of a GenBank genome assembly.
UAAUUCGAGAUUUCAAAGGUGCGGCAAUCGAGAUGGACGUUCUAUUAUGGAUGGCCGUAAGGGCAGUAAUGGCCGUAAUGGAGAAUUUCCCAAUUUCCAAGAUUCGGAGAUUGAGAUGGACUUUCUAUUAUGGAUGUCUGUAUAG